Molecule: messenger RNA, 1698 nt
Organism: Saitoella complicata NRRL Y-17804
Lineage: Eukaryota; Fungi; Ascomycota; Saitoellomycetes; Saitoellales; Saitoellaceae
Product: WH1-domain-containing protein
Exons: 2
Coding region: 1-1698 (565 amino acids)
Biological process (GO): actin filament organization
Molecular function (GO): actin binding
Source: RefSeq, a predicted model, not a curated record
AUGCCGUCCACGUCAUCCAUGACGCCCCAGGACAGGGAGAGGAUCAAGCGGUCUAUCCCGUCGUCGACGAAUAAGAUUGUCUCCGCCGCUGUUGCUCGAUUGUAUGUUUCGCAUCCUAAUCCGAAUGCGUGGACGUAUACGGGGAAGACCGGAGCGGUUGUGUUGGCGUAUGACAAAGUAGGGAAGGUGUUCUUCUUGAAGAUGGUCGAUAUCUCGAAUGGAAACCGCGGUGUAGUCUGGGACCAAGAACUCUACGACGGCUUUCAAUACUUCCAAGACCGUACUUUCUUCCACUCCUUCGAACUCGAACGCUUCAUGGCCGGACUCUCCUUCACCUCCGACUCAGACGCAGCGGUCUUCUUCCGCAAAGUUAACGAACGCGAGAAAUCCGCCGAAUCGACAUCUAACCGUCUCUCUCUCCUUCCAUCCUCAUCAUCGCCCUCCAGCAGUCCGAGUAAGGCGAAUAAGAGGAAGAGUAUGAAGGUAGACAAGAGCAUGAUCGGCGCACCGGCGGAAUUUAAGCAUAUGUCGCAUAUCGGAUGGACGCCAGAUCAAGGAUUCCAGGCUACGGGAAUUGACCCAAGUUGGCAGGCUUUGGUGGAUGCUAUGGCGAAGCAAGGAAUCAGUCGGGAUAUCAUUGAGGAGAACAAGGACUUCGUGGCAGAUUUCGUUGCGCAGGCGGGAGGUGUGGAUGCUGUCAUCGCGGCUGGGAAUGCAGCGGAGGCAUCAGCUGCACCACCACCACCGCCGCCGAGUGCACCGCCGACUUUCACGACGAACAGGAUUAGGGCUCCACCACCGCCGCCGCCGUCUGCUCCGCCUGCUGCAGGAGGAAGGAGUACACCGCCGGCUCCACCACAAAGUCGAAAAGCACCUCCGCCACCGCCUUCGAGACGUGCCGUACCAGCACCAGCGUCAUCCCAUCUCGCACCUGUCAACGACGCGCCACCCAUCCCGGCGAAGAUCCCACUAGAUGAAGGACCAUCGACACGAUUCAACGUACCACCACCCUUCAUGAAACCGACUGCGUCGGCACCAUCAGCCGUCCCACCCCCACCACCAACACGCAGUGGACCAGCAUUGCCGGGCAGAGGAGGAGCGGGCGGACCCCCACCACCCCCACCACCGAGGAACGCUGGAGGUCCUCCGCCGCCGCCGCCCGCGAGACGUGCAGUUCCUGCCCCCCCGAUGGGAGGGUACAAUGCUCCUCCGCCUCCUCCUCCUCCGCCGUUAUUCGGAGGAGCACCCUCCGCUCCAAUUCCACCUCCACCUCCACCAAUGCCUUCUAUGUGCGGAGGGGGUGCACCACCUCCUCCACCACCGCCCCCUCCACCCCCAAUGGGAGGUUCUUCCGCACCCCCUGCCCCACCUCCGCCGCCUAGAAUGGACGGCGGUGCACCCGCGGCUCCAGCAGCUCCAGUCCCAGCCGCCGUCGCAGCCCCAGUCCGUGUGAACCUCAUGGCUUCUAUCCGUGGUGCAGGCGGUAUCGGCGCCCUCAAGAAGGUUGAUCCGACGGAGCAGAAGAUUAGUAGUGGGUUACCGACUGAGGGGGGAGGAGGAGGAGGGAGUAAGGCGCCUCCUGUGGGGGCAGCGGCGGCGGGAGCGGGAGGGAUGGCGGGGGCGUUGGCAGCUGCGUUGUCGGCUAGGAAGGCGAAGGUUGCGCAUGAUAGUGAUGAGGAGGAGGAUGAGGAUUGGUGA